Molecule: messenger RNA, 427 nt
Organism: Cutaneotrichosporon oleaginosum
Lineage: Eukaryota; Fungi; Basidiomycota; Tremellomycetes; Trichosporonales; Trichosporonaceae
Source: RefSeq, a predicted model, not a curated record
GCUCAUUUUGCCCUUCCGCCGCGGUUUAGUACCUUCCCCACUCUCUCCAAGGAUGCUGUCAAGGCCGCACAUAAGGAGCAUGCCCGGAGCAGCAGCACGCUUCUUCGAGCCAAGCGCGCACGACACGGCGUCGUUAAAAAUUCCAAGGCUGAUCCUCGUUCAACCAAGGUGUACACAGCCCCAUUCGACCGCCUUUACCCAGGACACCAGCCCGAAACUCCACUUCUUCGCAUUGUGGUGGACGACAGUGUGGGUGCUCCUCCAGCGUUGCCUCGUUGACAUCCAGAUCCUCACAGGUGUCAUCAGCCGUGUCUGUCGUGGCGAGAGACUCACCCAGUGGGGUGAGGUACUCGAGUCCGGCAGCUGUCGACGAUGCCGUCAAUGAGGGCGAGUCUAAGAGACUGGAAGAUACAUACAUUGGUCGUUA